UGACAAUCAAGGUUCUCAGUAAAGUGGAAAUGAUUCAGAUAUUCUUGAAAUACUUUGUUCACUAUUGUUAAUAUUCUAAGGACAGUUCAAAAGGAUUGGAGUGUGUGAAACUUUUAGAGGUCGAUAUGACCUUAUCAAAAGUCAAACGCUGCAUUAUUCUGUCAUAAUACAUAAAUAUUUUUUAGUACUGGUGUAUAUAAUUAAACUUCACACUAGGUAACUUUUAUUACUCAGCGAUACGUUUUUAAUUGCAGGAUCGAAACUUACAGUAAUUUCAACAUUAUUUGCGCGAUAACUUUAACAUUUAACCCCAGAGUUCGAAACAGGUUACGGUUUAAAUUCCAUAAAAUAUGUUUAAAAGGACUACAAGAAUCGACUAUAAAUCUGCGAAGGAGAAAUGCUUAAAAGAAAACAGGCUCUUCGAGGACCAUGAAUUCCCUGCUAUAGACAGUUCCAUAUUUUACAGCAAGGCACCUGCCAGAGGCACAAUUUGGAAACGUCCAACCGAGAUAUACGACCAGCCUCUGUUUCAAGUUGGUGGAAUGACAAGAUGUGACUUGGACCAGGGAGCAAUUGGAGAUUGUUGGUUCAUUGCAGCUGUAGCGACGGUCGCUACAUAUCCAGAUCUCAUUGAGAAAAUCGUCCCUCCAAAUCAAAGCUUCCAAGAUGAGUAUGCAGGAAUUUUCCGCUUUUUCUUCUGGAGGUACGGGGAAUGGGUAGAGGUGGUAGUUGACGACCGUCUACCAACACGAGGCGGGAGGUUGAUAUUUUGCAAGAACAGAGACGCAUACGGCCAACAGACGAAUGAGUUCUGGAGUGCUUUAUUAGAGAAAGCAUAUGCAAAGCUUCAUGGCUCGUAUGAAGCGCUAUCUGGUGGCAAAGUCCAAAGUGCACUAGUUGACCUCACAGGGGGUAUCACGGAGAUAAUGGACCUCACAAAUGAAGACACACUUCCCGAAAAUCUUUAUGGCUUGAUCUUAAAGAUGUUUAAAAAACAAUCUCUGAUGGGGUGCUGUAUUGCGAACAAAGGUUCAACCACAAUACGAGAAGAAAAAUUACCUAAUGGACUAAUCAAAGGUCACGCCUAUAGUAUAACCAGGGUAGUCAAGGGUAAAAUAGAUGGCAGAAACAUGCAAUUGAUUCGACUAAGAAAUCCAUGGGGAGCUUCAGAAUGGAACGGCGCAUGGAGUGAUAACUCUAUCGAAUGUCAGGAUGUACCGAGACAUGUCCGACAAGAACUUGGAAUGGUCAUUGAAGAAGAUGGCGAAUUUUGGAUGUCCAUGGACGACUGGUUUCAAAAUUUCACAGAGAUGCAAAUUUGCCACCUUUCCCCAGAAUCAUUUAAAACAAAGGUAAAGCGGGACUGGACUGUAAAAGAGCACAACGGCUCAUGGGUUCGAGGUGUAUCGUCAGGGGGUUGCGGUAAUCCACCACACGAGGAUAUGUAUUGGUAUAACCCCCAGUACCUGAUUCGACUAGAAGACCCGGAUGAAGAUGAUGAUGACAAAAAGUGCACCCUUAUAAUAUCCCUCACUCAAAAACACAGGCGUCUGAUGAGAUCACAUUUGAGAGUCAGCUAUGCAAACCUUGCAAUUGGAUUCGACAUAUAUAGGGUUAAAGACAACGUCCGAGAAUCCUUAGAUGGACACAAUUUUGACAAGCGGGCGAUGAUGAUGAAAAGGAGGUGCACUAAAUAUCUACAAUAUAGGGAGACGUGUGACAGGUUUAGGUUUCGGCCAGGUCUGUAUUGUAUUAUCCCCGCAACUUUUAAACCAGGGGCCAACGGUGAUUUUAUGCUCAGGGUCUUUACCGAAACCUCCGUAUAUACAGAAGAAAUCGAUGACGUCACAGAACCGAUACUUGCACCAGAGCCAGAGCAUGAUUUGUUGCUUUCGUUGUUCCGUCGACAUUGUGGAGAAGACCAGGCAAUCGAUGCUAAGGAAUUAAGGAUUAUCUUAAAUGAAGCAUUUUAUACAGAUUUCAACUCAACAGUUGGCCUUGAGAUGGAAGCUGCUCGGAGUCUCCUUGCGAUGCUCGAUACUGGCGUCCUCGAGUACGACGAAUUAAAACGUCUUUGGACAGAAGUUAAAGUCUGGCGGAAUGUAUUCGAGCAGUUUGACAAAGACAAUUCCGGCUACAUGGAUGUUAAAGAAAUAAGAAAAGCCUUCAAAGCAAUAGGUUUCAAAAUGAGUAAAAAAGCGUUAAGAUCCAUUGUACUGAGGCAUGGAGGCAAAGAAGGAUUGGUAGAUGUAGCUGAUUUUAUCCUCUGUUCUUCCAAAGUCACCACCCUUUAUAAUCGAUUUGCCAUCGGGAAUAAUGAAGGCAAGGAAAGGUUUGAUGAGUGGAUCCAAAUAGCAAUGUCAUAUUGACGGAUCGACUCAUGAGGGAACAACAACUCCGACAGCUCAUCAAUUCUACAAUCAAAUUAAUAUGAUUAUACACAUCACCAAAGAGUGGUUAAAUAAUAUAACACUAUUAGGAUAACUUAUAAAAAACCUACGGAAUUCUAAAUGUAUGUGAUACACGUUCUAUGUCAAUGCGCUUGUAGCCAUUUUAUCUUAAAGCUAAGUUCACACCAACGGCGCUU
This is a messenger RNA of Owenia fusiformis, 2587 nucleotides long. The record is from the annotation of a GenBank genome assembly. NCBI's taxonomy places the organism in Eukaryota, Metazoa, Annelida, Polychaeta, Sabellida, Oweniidae.